AUGAAUCCAACACCAGGCGUGGUCUUCCUCUACCUCGAGCUCUGCCGCGGGCCGGAGCUGCAGCAGCUGAUCGACGCGCGCGGCGCACUGGCGGAAGGAGAGGCGCGGCUCUUGGCGCGGCAGAUGAUCGCGGCACUCCUCUACCUCCACUCCCGGGGCAUCAUCCACCGCGACGUCAAGGCGGCGAACGCGAUGCUCGAUCGCCCACUGGACGACCUCAAGCAAACGCCGCUCGACGGGCGCCGCUCGUCGGCGCGGACGAGCGUCAUACACACCUUCCAACCCGGGGACGCGUUCGCGAGCGUCGUGUUCGCCGCCGCUUCGCCCGCGCACGGCACGUCGCCCGCCGACGCGGAUGGGUCCGCCUUGAACUUAAAGGCCUCAGCGUCGGCCUCGGCCUCGGCCUCCAAGGCUUCGGGAAAAGAAGCAGCGCCGCCGGUGGUGCUGCACGACCACGAGUUGCCGGCGCUCCACGAGAUGUCGCUGGUGGGCACGCGCGGCUACGCGCCGCCGGAGGUCGCCAACCUGGCGCCGGGCAAGACGUCGGCGCAAAUGAGCUUCGAGGAGGCGACGCCGAUAGCGACGCUGAUCGACGCGUACGCGAUGGGCAAGCUGCUGCGUUACCUGCUCACCGGCGUGCCCGCCGAGAAGAGCGUGAUGGAGCAUUUGAGCGCGGGAGCGCGGGCGCUGGUGGAGGGUCUGACUGAGGCGCGCGCAGAGAGGCGGGUAGCGCUGGCGACUGCGGAGCUCGACGCGUGGCUGGUGGCGGAGUGA
This is a messenger RNA of Emiliania huxleyi CCMP1516, 774 nucleotides long. RefSeq lists its product as hypothetical. The coding region runs from base 1 to 774 and encodes 257 amino acids. The record is from RefSeq and is a predicted model, not a curated record. Gene Ontology annotation, molecular function: ATP binding; protein kinase activity. Gene Ontology annotation, biological process: protein phosphorylation. The transcript has 7 exons. NCBI's taxonomy places the organism in Eukaryota, Haptophyta, Isochrysidales, Noelaerhabdaceae.